UUAAAACUGUAAUUAAAAAUAAAUAGCAGAAAAAAUUAUCUGUUUUUGAGUCUUGUGUCACUACUCUGAAUAAAAUGUUGGACGAAAUUGUUAGUACCAGACAAUUUAAUGAGGCACUCCUCAAGGCUGAAGCUAAAUUGAUGGUGGUAAACUUCUCUACUGAUUGGCAUGGACCUUGUAUUAGAACUGCAAAUUCUUACAAAGCAUUAAGUGAAAAGUAUAAACAAGUAUGUUUUUAUACGCUCAACUUGGAGAAGUGUGCAAACUUAGGGACUACAUAUGAAAUCAUGGAGAUGCCAACAUUUGUUAUCUAUAAAAAUGGAGUUAAGCUAGACUACAACAGGGGCAUUAAUAUGGAUGACUUAGAAGCAAAACUCAAAUAUCAUUUGGGCCCUGAAAAAGACAAUGUUGAAUAAUUUAUACUUUUAAAGUCUAACUGUGUUUUAUAAUAAAGCAACAAAUUUUUUUAUUUU
This is a messenger RNA of Teleopsis dalmanni, 473 nucleotides long. RefSeq names its product thioredoxin-like. NCBI's taxonomy places the organism in Eukaryota, Metazoa, Arthropoda, Insecta, Diptera, Diopsidae. The record is from RefSeq and is a predicted model, not a curated record. The transcript is spliced from 3 exons. The coding region runs from base 75 to 416 and encodes 113 amino acids.